Messenger RNA from Clunio marinus, 246 nucleotides. The record is from the annotation of a GenBank genome assembly. Lineage: Eukaryota; Metazoa; Arthropoda; Insecta; Diptera; Chironomidae.
AUGAUGGCAUUUCUAAUCUGGGCCCAUAACCUGUUGAUAUUAUAUAUCCAACAGAAACAGCUUGUGAUUGGUGAAGAAGUUGACGAUGAUUCUUCAAAGACAUUCUACUGUGGUGGAUCAGUGACGUCCAUUGACUGGGCACCAACAAAUCAUGAGAAGAAUUUCUUAGCUGUUGCUGUUAACAACAUUGAAAUUGGAAUUAAAUUGGGUUUAAUUGAACCAUUAACAUCAUGUGUUCAACUUUAA